Xiphias gladius (swordfish) is the source of this 1885-nucleotide messenger RNA. It is a transcript of the gene hnrnpk, whose product is annotated as heterogeneous nuclear ribonucleoprotein K. Gene Ontology annotation, molecular function: mRNA binding. The record is from RefSeq and is a predicted model, not a curated record. Gene Ontology annotation, biological process: regulation of mRNA splicing, via spliceosome; regulation of transcription by RNA polymerase II. The transcript is spliced from 17 exons. Lineage: Eukaryota; Metazoa; Chordata; Actinopteri; Istiophoriformes; Xiphiidae. The coding region runs from base 245 to 1555 and encodes 436 amino acids. Gene Ontology annotation, cellular component: cytoplasm; nucleus.
CAUUUCCAGGUUCGGUAGAGAAGGAAGGGGGAACGAGCGAGUUGUUGCACGACAGGUCGCAGCAGCUGUUUGGUCCUUGCUUAUUUGGUUCCGCCUAUCAACACGCCCUUGUCCCUGUAAUAAAUAUCGACUACCACAGCUCACUGGGGCCAGUUUUCUGCUUCUCUCUCCCUGCUGCCGCUGCCGCUCCCGCCUGUUCCCUAGACCGAGGUGCCCACCCCAUCUCUUCCACUGUGAGAAGACCAUGGACACAGAAAUUGAACAGCAAGAAGAGACUUCUUUUAGCAACACAGAGACUAACGGUAAGCGCCCUGCUGAGGAUGCAGAUGAGCAGAAAUCAUUCAAGCGCUCCAGGAACUCGGACGAGAUGGUUGAGCUUCGCAUACUCCUGCAGAGCAAAAAUGCAGGAGCUGUAAUCGGAAAGGGUGGCAAAAACAUCAAAGCUCUGCGUACAGACUACAAUGCCAGUGUGUCAGUCCCAGACAGCAGUGGGCCUGAGCGCAUCCUGAGCAUCAGUGCCGACAUCGAGACAGUUGGAGAAAUCCUGCUCAAGAUUAUCCCAACGCUGGAAGAGUACCAGCAGUACAAUGGAAUGGAUUUUGACUGUGAGCUACGUCUGCUGAUCCACCAGAGCCUUGCUGGCUCAAUCAUCGGGGUGAAGGGAGCCAAGAUCAAGGAGCUCCGGGAGAACACAAAGACCAGCAUCAAGCUGUUUCAAGAGUGUUGUCCUCAGUCGACAGACCGGGUGGUGUUGGUAGGCGGUAAAACGGAGAGGGUCGUGGAGUGUAUCAAGACUAUGCUGGAGCUCAUCUCUGAGGCUCCCAUAAAGGGCCGUGCACAGCCCUAUGACCCUAACUUCUACGAUGAAACAUAUGAAUAUGGUGGAUUCACCAUGAUGUUUGAAGAGAGGGGGGGUGGCCGUAGGCUUAUGGGAGGGUUCCCCAUGCGUGGGGGCAGGUCCAGUGGUGGAGACCGUGGGUUUGACCGAAUGCCCUCUAGCAGAGGGGGACGGGGACCCAUGCCUCCUUCCCGUCGUGAUUACGAUGAAAUGAGCCCCCGCCGAGGUCCUCCUCCGCCUCACCCUAGUAGACUUGGCAGGGGGAGUAGCCGUGGACGCAACAUGCCUAUGGGACACCCACACAGAGGAGGAGAUGAUCGUUACUAUGACUCGUACCGUGGCUCAGAUGAAAGGUCAACUGACAGAAGAGGCAGACCGGAUCGCUAUAGCGAUAACAUGAGUGGUGGAGGAUAUGACAACAGUUCUUCCUGGGAUAGUUACCAGUCAGGUGGACGUGGCUCCUACAGUGAUAUGGGCGGCCCUGUCAUCACCACACAAGUGACAAUCCCUAAAGAUCUGGCUGGCUCUAUCAUAGGUAAGGGAGGCCAGCGGAUCAAACAGAUCCGUCACGAGUCUGGAGCCUCCAUCAAGAUCGAUGAGCCUCUGGAAGGUUCUGAGGACCGAAUCAUCACCAUUACUGGCACCCAGGAUCAGAUCCAGAACGCCCAGUACCUUCUACAGAACAGUGUGAAGCAGUACUCUGGUCAUUUGCUGUAGACCCAGGAGACUCAGGUUGAAGCAGACUCAGAUUGCCCCCCCCCCCCCCAAACCUUUCUGCCCCUGUCCAACACAUCCCCUUCAGACUAUUAUUCUGGAUUGUGGGUGUCUUUUUUGAAUUUUAUUUUUGUAUUUUUUAAUGAAAUAAAUGUCCAACAUUCCUGUGCAUAAAAUAAAAUUUAGAUGUUCUGCAUUUUUAAGAGUGUAGUCCAUUAGAUUAUCAGAUAAAGUUUGCUUUUUUCUUUGUUUUUUUUUAACACAUUUAUCAAAAUAUUCUUCAGUCUCCCAAUCGGAAAAAACAAACAUAACCUUUAUUUUUUGAUGGUUUUG